This is a messenger RNA of Mizuhopecten yessoensis (Yesso scallop), 557 nucleotides long. RefSeq lists its product as uncharacterized. Lineage: Eukaryota; Metazoa; Mollusca; Bivalvia; Pectinida; Pectinidae. The coding region runs from base 104 to 511 and encodes 135 amino acids. The record is from RefSeq and is a predicted model, not a curated record. The transcript has 4 exons.
AUAUAGAAAAUUAGCUAAUUUGAUUUAAAUGCUUAAGACCUGGUGAUGUUUUAAGGGACGCGAGAGACAACAGGAACUAUCGCAACAAAGCAGAGAAAUAAAAAUGACGUCAUUACUUCAUUCCGGUGUGUGGUUGAUCGGAGGUUUAGGAAUAGCUUUUGCAGUUUAUGGCGAAAUGUUUCAUGAGUGUGUCAAGUACAAGGAUGAAGUGCCUGAAGUCACCGGUGCCUUGAAAGUUUGUGUUAAAGGAUGGGAGGGCGAAACGUACUGCAAAUUCUACAACGAUAACUGUCCUGAAAUCCAGGAAUGCAUCAACAAUGUUGCGCCUAUUCCAAGGAAUAAUCACUGCAUGGUCUGUCCUGAAACCGGUUGCAUCUACCACGGGAAUGAUAUCCCCUCUGGCGAAAUGUUCGAUUCUGUCGACGGAAUAAAUAAAUGCCAAUGUUUUAGAAAUGGAAAAUACAAGUGUGAGACCAAGGAACUGGGACAACCGAUUAGUUUCUGUACGUAAUGAUCAGAAUGCAUAUAUUUGUUACGAAUUAAAGGGAUUAGUGAUG